AUGAUCUUCUUCGUCGUACUUUACUGAACAGUGUUUGCUUUCUUUUGAAUGGGCUUAGACUGCACAUAGCCACAUGUAGAAUCCCACAGCAGAGGCAGUGCCACUAAGAUUCGAAUCAUUUUAUAUAUCACAUUACCACCUCACGCCAUCGGUUCUCAACCUUAGACUUCAAAUCAGCCCUAGACUGGUUCUCGCACCUUCGUAUGCGGCUAGAAUCAUGCUUGAAGCUGUUGCAGCCGUCGGCCUGGCGGGCAAUGUGGUUCAACUUGUUCAAUUCUCGUUUGAUCUAAUCAACAAAGUAGUGGAGAUACGCAGAGGCGGAAAAUCUCCUCCACUUCUUGAACCCAAGCACAUCGUGACCUUAUCAAUACAACAAAUCAAAGCAACCAAAAUCCAAUUCACAUGCUGCGCUGGACGAAAACAUUCGCUUGAUGAUAAGGUUCGUUCAAACUUGUAA
Messenger RNA from Hymenoscyphus albidus, 457 nucleotides. The record is from the annotation of a GenBank genome assembly. NCBI's taxonomy places the organism in Eukaryota, Fungi, Ascomycota, Leotiomycetes, Helotiales, Helotiaceae.